Messenger RNA from Aaosphaeria arxii CBS 175.79, 1035 nucleotides. RefSeq names its product ubiquinol-cytochrome c r. Gene Ontology annotation, biological process: mitochondrial electron transport, ubiquinol to cytochrome c. The coding region runs from base 23 to 742 and encodes 239 amino acids. The transcript is spliced from 4 exons. Gene Ontology annotation, cellular component: membrane. NCBI's taxonomy places the organism in Eukaryota, Fungi, Ascomycota, Dothideomycetes, Pleosporales. The record is from RefSeq and is a predicted model, not a curated record. Gene Ontology annotation, molecular function: quinol-cytochrome-c reductase activity; 2 iron, 2 sulfur cluster binding.
CCACCCACCUCCACCCACCACGAUGCCCGCUCUCGCCCACACGACCCGUGCGAUUGCCCGCCAAUGGACGGCACACCAAUUGCCCGUCGCGCGGGCUGCCGCCGCCUCUACAACCCAGAGCCGCUCCGUCUCCGAAGUCCACUCUCCCUCCUCAUCCUUCGAUAGCCCCUUCAAGGGCGCAGGAAGCAGCCCCAAGAUGCCCUCCUUCGCUGCGUACAGGAAUAAGUCUGGCGGCGAGACUGCGCCAAAGGUUUUCAGCUACUUCAUGGUCGGAACAAUGGGUGCUCUCACAAGUUUGGGUGCAAAGGCGACUGUUCAGGAUUUCCUCGUGAACAUGUCCGCUUCCGCCGAUGUUUUGGCCCAGGCCAAGGUUGAGAUCGAUCUCGCUGCCAUCCCCGAGGGCAAGAACGUCAUCAUCAAGUGGCGAGGCAAGCCCGUUUUCAUCCGCCACCGUACCGCGGACGAGAUCAAGGAGGCUGAGGACACAAAGUGGGAGUCGCUGCGUGACCCCCAGUCUGACGGUGACCGUGUGAAGAAGCCCGAAUGGUUGAUCAUGUUGGGUGUCUGCACCCAUCUUGGUUGUGUGCCCAUCGGCGAGGCCGGCGACUUCGGCGGCUGGUUCUGCCCCUGCCACGGAUCCCACUACGAUAUCUCUGGCCGUAUAAGAAAGGGACCCGCACCUCUCAACCUCGAGGUGCCCGAGUACGACUUCCCCGAGGAGGACAAGGUGGUCAUCGGCUAGAUCGUUUGGUUCCUGUACAUUUAGACAAAAGACCUGGGCGUGUGGCCGCGGAUGAUGAAGAGUAAAUGUAUUUGAUAGGGUGAAGCAUUAACAAAUUUCCUUGUCUUCUGGUUGGUGCCUAUGCUUGAUAGAUUCGGCUGUCUGCAGUAGGAAUGUAUCGCAUUUUCUCGCUUAUCAUUCAUGCUCUUGGUAAUACUCAUUGAUUUACACCUCCAUCACACGUCGUACCACAUGCACUAUCGACCGUGGAAGCAUUCGUUAUAUAUAAUAUCAUAGCACAUUCAGAUUCUACA